AUGUUUGCUUUAUGUCGAGCCACUUCAAGAGCUGUCCAAAAAUCAUCUAUCAUUUCCUUGGCAAAUAAGUAUGUAACGCCUAGGACUCUUCCAGCCUUAGCUAGCAGCAGUACACGUGUUCAACUUCAACAGUAUGAACAGCGUUCUUCAUUUGCUACUACUACUGCUACGAGGAUUAAACGAAAUGGCGGUACAAAUGCGGGUACCGCUUCUGCACUCGCUCCAAACUGGGAAGCAAGGGCGCUAGUUAACGGUGAAAUCGAGGAACUGUCACUCGACUCGUAUCUUCAAGCUAAGCGAUACGUGGUGAUGAUUUUCUAUCCGUUUGAUUUUACUUUUGUGUGUCCUACUGAGCUAAUUGCAUUCUCAGAGCGAAUUGAUGAAUUCGAAAAACUUGGAGCCGAUGUGGUUGGGAUUUCUUGUGAUUCUAUACAUUCGCAUUAUCAUUGGAAUCAAAUUCCGCGUAAACAAGGAGGCGUGAAAAAUAUCAAAUUUCCAUUAGUCGCCGACUUUACCAAAAAGAUAGCAUCAACGUAUGGAGUACUGCACGCCGACUCGCAUCCGUUGAGAGGGCUAAUCGUAAUUGACGAUGAGGGAUUUAUUCGUGCCAUGCAAAUUUACGAUGAAGAAAUAGGCCGUUCAGUUGACGAGGCACUACGUGUAAUAAGAGCAAUUCAAUUCAACAAGAAAUAUGGUGAUGUUUGUCCAGCAAACUGGAAAGAAGGCGAAGCGACAAUCAAACCAGAUCAUAAAAAGAAGAAAUCAUUUUUUGAGAAUUUGGAAGAUUAA
Ambispora gerdemannii is the source of this 789-nucleotide messenger RNA. Lineage: Eukaryota; Fungi; Glomeromycota; Glomeromycetes; Archaeosporales; Ambisporaceae. The record is from the annotation of a GenBank genome assembly.